Fimicolochytrium jonesii is the source of this 2669-nucleotide messenger RNA. Its product is annotated as terpenoid cyclases/protein prenyltransferase alpha-alpha toroid. The coding region runs from base 300 to 2567 and encodes 755 amino acids. The record is from RefSeq and is a predicted model, not a curated record. NCBI's taxonomy places the organism in Eukaryota, Fungi, Chytridiomycota, Chytridiomycetes, Spizellomycetales, Powellomycetaceae. Gene Ontology annotation, biological process: ergosterol biosynthetic process; triterpenoid biosynthetic process. The transcript is spliced from 6 exons. Gene Ontology annotation, cellular component: lipid droplet. Gene Ontology annotation, molecular function: lanosterol synthase activity.
CCUCCUGCCCACGCACUUUCGCAAGAAGAGCACACCUCGCCCUUGUUCCCCACACCAUAUCCAUAUCCCCGCCAUGCACGCCCAAGCCGCAGACGCAAGUCGCAGACGAGGAGUCCUUUAUAUCCCAAGCCCCUCCCGACUCAGUCCGACCCCUCACCCCUCACACCUCGCACUUUCGCACUGCAUCCCUAGACAACCCCCGUAGUCGCAGGACUGAAUUGAACACAUCUCCAGGCGACGCACAGAGCCGGGUAUCCGACCUUCCAAGUAUCGCAAAACAAACCCUGCGACGAAACCAAAUGGGCAGGUCAGACCCACCCCCCCUGCGCGCAACCGACCUCACCCGCUGGCGGCUCCGCAGCGAGGACGGCAGGCAGACGUGGCAUUACCUGGAAGAUGAGCGCGCGGCGAGCGCGUGGCCGCAGACGCAUGCUGAUAGGUAUUGGCUGGAUCUUGAUAUGAACGUAUCCACCCUCCCCACGGCACGCACCCCUCUCGAGUCCGCGCGCAACGGUCUCACCUUCUUCAGCAAGCUGCAAUGCGAGGACGGCCAUUUCGCCGGCGCAUAUGGCGGCCCGCAUUUCCUCACCCCCGGAUACAUCAUCGCCAUGUAUGUCUGCAAGCAGACGAUCGACGAACCGUCGCGGAUCGAGAUGGUGCGGUACCUGUUGAAUAUGGCGAGUAAGGAGGACGGCGGGUGGGGAAUCCACACGGAAGGCGUCUCGACCGUCUUUGGCACCACCCUCAACUACGUCGCGUGCCGCCUGCUCGGCGUGGACCGCGACCACCCGGCCAUGAUCAAAGCGCGCGCCACGCUGCACCGGCUCGGCACCGCUCUCAGCGUGCCCUCGUGGGGCAAGUUCUGGCUGGCCGUGUUGGGCGUGUAUGAGUACGAGGGGAUGAACCCUGUUCCGCCUGAACUCUGGCUCCUCCCCUACGCCCUCCCCAUCCACCCCGGCCGCUGGUGGAUCCACACGCGCAUGGUCUACCUCCCCAUGUCCUUCAUCUACGGCCAACGCCUCCGCGGCGAGAUCACACCCCUGCUCGAACAGCUGCGCGAGGAACUGUAUGCGCAGCCGUAUGCGAGCAUUGAUUGGGAUGCGCAGUGUAAUAACAUUGCGGAGGCCGAGGUGUUUUAUCCGCAUACGAGGGUGUUGGAUGGGUUGAAUGUGAUUUGCAAGCUGUACGAGAAGAUCGCCCCGCGCAAAGUGAGGCAGUGGGCGGUUGAUGAGGCGUGGAGGCAGCUUGAGAUGGAGGAUAAGAACACAUCUUUUGGGAAUCUUGCUUCGGUCAACAAGCCCAUGAACAUGCUCUGCACCUACUUCAAACUCGGCCCCACCCACCCCUCCUUCCAGGCCCACCUCUCCCGCUGCGCCGACUACAUCUGGCUCUCCCCGCAAGGCAUGCACUUCAACGGCACCGACGGGUCCCAGGUCUGGGACACCGCCUUCCUCUGCCAAGCCGCCUGCGAGUCCCAGCUCGCCCUCGAGCCCGCCUUCGAGCCGAUGAUGCGGCAAGCGUUCAGCUUCCUGGACAGCCAGCAGAUCCAGCACAACGUCGACAACCACACCCGCUGUUACCGAGACAAGACGAACGGCGCGUGGCCGUUCAGCCGGCGGAUGCAGGGGUACACCGUGUCGGACUGCACAGCGGAGGCGCUCAAGACGCUGCUGUACAUGCAGAACAACCUGCCCUACAUGUCCUCGUCCUCCUUCCCCAAGAUCACCGACACGCGCUUCCGCAACGCCGUCGACAUCCUCCUCCCCAUGCAGAACGCCGACGGCGGGUUCCCCUCGUACGAGCGGCGGCGGGCCCCAACGCUGCUGGAGAAGAUCAACCCCGCCGAGGUCUUCGGCGACAUCAUGGUCGAGUACAGCUACCCGGAAUGCACCACCGCGGUCCUCCUCGGCCUCCAAGCCUUCGCCGCGCACGACGCCCACUACCGCGCCGCCGAGAUCACCGCCGCGACCGCACAGGGCGUCGCGUACAUCCGCAACACCCAGAACCCGGACGGAUCCUGGUUCGGAAGCUGGGCCAUCUGCUUCACCUACGCGACCUGGUUCGCCGUCGAGGGUCUCGCCGCCUGCGCGCGCGAGUCCUACCACUCGUCCGCGCGCGUCCGCAACGCAUGCGAGUUCCUCGUCGCGAAACAGGAAACGGACGGAGGCUGGGGUGAGACCUACAAGUCCUCCGAGACCGCCGUCUACCACCCCGCCGAGACCAGCCAGGUCGUGCACACCGCCUGGGCCGUGCUGACCCUCCUCGCCGCAAAGUACCCCCUGGGAGCCGCGGGGGGGGAGGUGGUGGAGCGCGGGGUGCGGCUGUUGAUGCAGCGGCAGCUGCCGACCGGCGCGUGGGCCCAGGAGGGCAUCGAGGGCGUGUUCAAUCGCAAUGCGAUGAUUGCGUAUCCGAACUAUAAGUUCUAUUUCCCGGUCUGGGCCCUGGGGAGGUAUGCUAAUGCCGUGAAGGAGCAGCAGGCGGAGGGGAAGAGGAUCGAAGGGGUGCAGAGUGUGGAGGUGGGGUUGGAGGGGUUGAGACGGAGGAAGCCGGUUUUGGUGGAUCGUUGAAUGUGGUGGCCGUUCGAGCAUAACGUAGAUAGUAAUGAACUUCCCCUUAAAUAUCUCCCUUAAAUAUCUCUCUCUUCCCUAAUUCCCCGAUUUCGCACCGUU